Molecule: messenger RNA, 552 nt
Organism: Miscanthus lutarioriparius
Lineage: Eukaryota; Viridiplantae; Streptophyta; Magnoliopsida; Poales; Poaceae
Source: the annotation of a GenBank genome assembly
AUGGCAGGACGGUGGACGGUGUUGAUGCCUUUGGUGCUGCUUGUGUGGAUCGUUUGCUGCAACUGGGCGCAAGCCGCAUCACCGUAUCCGUAUGGCGCUAACAUGACACGGAUCUUAUGCAUCAUGUGGAGUUCUUCGACGAGAACAAAGAUGGCAUUAUUACUAUUACGGAGAGUAUCAAAGCCUGGAAAAAUACCGACCACUAACAUCCAUGUGUCCCACAUCCACGGAGCAGUGCAUCCAAGUGACACGGGUGCCUAUGACAAGAGGGGAAAUUUUGUCCCCAAAAAUUUCGAGAAGAUAUUCCAGAAGUUUGCUCGCAGCGAGGAGGACGCCUUGUCGUGGUUGGAGGUAGAGACGAUGCUGGUUGCAAACCGGGACUUACUCAAACCUCUCUCAUGGCCGGCAGCUGAGACCGAAUGGCAGCUGAUCCACUUCCUGGGCAAGGACAGGCACGGGUACCUCCACAAGGACACCGUGAGGGGCAUCUAUGACGGGAGCGUGUUCCCCAAGCUGCGCGACCACAAGAUCGACCCUCACAGCGACGCAUGA